AAGAGGAGCAGAGUCUAGGAAUAACAAGCUUCGUCGUCUCUUCGUGUGCCCCCUUCCACGUGCGGUCCAGAGAGGAUCAGAGUAGCGACGAGUAAUCUAAGAAAGGAGGGAACGAAAACACCGAGGGAUGGACGAAAGAGGGAAAAACGAGGUGAAAUGACGGAUUCAAAGGAGCAAGCAGAGCAGAAGGGAGAGGAGGUGAAGAGCGCGAGAACAAGAUGGAGAAAGAGAAAGAGAGAGAGCGAGGUGAGGCAAGGCGAGCCGGUGAUCGUAGUGGGAUCGACAAAGCUACCUGGUUCCACGACGGCCACUUUCGACGGCAGUAACCACGAAGACGCCAUGACGACACAAUCACCCACAUCGUCCACGACUCGGCUCUCCUCUAUUGGUCUAGUCGCAGCGAUUUAUCUUCUUCUGGCGACACAGAUAUGCAGCGCAGCUUAUUACGGAAAGCUUAUUGGCAAGCUGUCGGAACUUCAUCACGGCGUCAGCGGUGAAGUUUACGCGGUGGACGGGCGAACUCUGUUCAUCAAGGACUUCACGUACGACGGCGAAGCACCAACCGCUUACUUUUACGUCGGUACAUCGAAGAGUCCUAAUGCAAACGGAAUCAGGCUCCGGGACGAGCGUGGAUCAUCGAACACGUUGAAGCGGUAUCGUAGGAAGGACAUCACGCUCACAUUACCCGAUGGCAAGACGCUGAGCAACGUGAAGUGGUUCGCCGUGUGGUGCGACGAAUUCUCCGUUAACUUUGGUGACGUCAGAAUACCACGAGGAUUCGAUUACCCAAAACCUCAAAAAUUGGCAGCUCUGAACGGAGUGCACGGAGUAAGCUCGGAACCAAUCGUCGUCGUCGAUGCACAAACCCUCUUGAUACCAAGCUUCAGCUAUGAUGGCGAGGCGCCUGAUGCGAAAUUUUGGGUGGGAGCUGGACCAUCGCCGUCGCCGCAAGGUAUUCGCGUACCAGACGAGAACGGAAAGGAGCAGCCACUACGUCGAUACGAUCGCAAAGCCAUCGUGCUGACGUUGCCCGGGGAUCUAACGAUCCACCAGAUCGGCCACUUCGGCGUCUGGUGUGAGGCGUUUACCGUGGACUUCGGCCAUGUACAAAUUCCGCAAGGUCUUAACGUGCCACCGUCCCUAAAGAUGCUCGGAGUUUCGCCGCAGAACGUGCAUCGCGGAGGGCAGGGACAGACGCUCGGUCUGACAAAUCUGUACGAGCUGUCUACUUCGGCGUCGUCGUCGUCACCGGCUUCUCCGUCUCCUUCUCCUUCUAUCGCGAGCGCGUUGCUUACUCAGCAGCAAUACCAACAACCGACAACCUACCGGCCGAUCCUCCGCCGAGAAGAUCAGGUCCAAGUGGUCCAGGCGAUCGACUAUCGAAUACCAAAGAGCUUGCAGACCCAAGAACCACUCGCGCAGCAGCUUCGCCGGCAUCAAUCCGCCUCUUAUCCGACACCGGUCGGAAGAUCGACCGCGAUUGUUCAGUAUGGCGACGACGUCACGAAUCUAGACGAUGCCACGUAUCAGGAACAGUAUAGAUCCGGUGACGGUCAGCCUUCUGUCGAAACGGUCGCAACUCAACCUGUAAUACGAUCGAGAUCGCGUAGCCAACCAAUUAGCGAGCCCCAGCCAAAUUCUUACGCGAGAUUUUUACGGUUCCAAGGUGACAGAAGGGUAGACGACUCUUUCGUUCGUUAUUGAUGCAUAUUUAAAGAUAUUAUAAAACUGCGUUCUCCUUGAAGAUACAACGAGCAACUUGUUAUUGAUGGUCCAUGUUUCUUGAAGAAGUUGCUGGUCAUUGUCUCUCUGGUGGCUCUUCACAUUUUCGUUGUCAUUAACGAAUGCUGCUGCUGUCUGUAUCUUAUCUGUGUCCGUACGGUAAAGCCGCGUUUACAUCAGACGACUACUGAGGUGAUCAGGUCGUUUCAAUUCGAUCGACAUUGCGUUUACAUCGACUCAAUCGUUCGACUAAAAGUUGCUUCAUAUAAACCAGGUUUAAGGAUGGAAGAAAAAUAAGAGACACGCGGCAACACCGUCGGUGUACGGUUUUGUUUGACAACGAAUUUGCUCGUGAACAACUUGUAGCAAAGAACAAAUAUCGCUUCACAAUCGAGACAAAAUGCAGAUGUUCCGUAGAUCGUGUUGCUUCAAUGCAGACAAAAUGUUGAUACGUGUUGAGUACUGUUCGAAACAAGCAACAACAGGGGGCAACGAAAGUUGUUGCUUCAACGAGGACGCAGUUUAACUCGUUUGGCGACGUCCGCUGCUCUCGGACAGCUCGAAGAUUCCUUGUGCGGGGACGUUUGUUUCCCAUCGAAGGGAGAUCAGUUUCUUCGCAACAGAAAUCCUCGAAUUGUCUUUGAUUCCUUAGUCGAUUAGUCGUUCAACUCGAAGGAGCUCCGAUCAACAGCAUUCGAUCCAAGAUACACUUGGUCCAGCUUGCAUCGUAAACUCGUACCUUCCUAAGAGCUAAGACAAGAGGAUAGCGAAUGAUUUAUCGCGGUAACGGUAAACCAAUCGUAAAUCAGACUGCCUAACAGAACUCGGUCAAACUCGCGUUUCGACAAAUUAGCGAAAGUUCUGUAAGCUGGCCACCAAGCGUUUACCGACGAUCAUUCGUUUCGUUUCACCGUGGAAACCUCAGGUGGCACAGCUGGGAUAAUAUUAGCCGGAGGCUCAUUCGUAAAGUUUCACAGUCGCGUACAACCACUUUGGCGAAGUUUCACACGAGAGAGCAGGAGAAGAGGGGCACGGGACGAUGACUCUAGCUUCUUUAUUUAUUUAACAACACGCGCCGGCAAUGUAUUAGACGAGGAAUCUCUGAACAUCGGUUUACACUUUGUACAGCCGCUUGUAGUAACGUAUACACGCGCUUGUAAAUCGUACACAUUCGCAGACACUUGCACAGACGGAAACAUCUUGCAUACGAGCGAAACGCUUAAACAGAGUGGAUCGUAUCGAAGCGCAAUUAGACAUAAUUUUAUUAGCGUAUUUUUGCCUAUAAUACCUUAACAGUUCGGCAAAUUCAACGAAAUCCGCCCAAAGUACCUAUUUGUUUUUGGUUUCAUCGGCUGCUUGGACGUGUCAUUUUAAGAUAAAAAAAUAAAAGUCAGAUGGAAGUAGGAAUUUUUUACCUUGAUCGAAGAUCGUAAAGAAAAUACCUGAUAAGUACGUCUUUCGUUGAUUUUUUAAAUUUGAACGUCACUAUAUAACUAAGAAGAAGUAUUUAACAAAAAAGGUUUGUUAGAUCCAGAGAUGUACUUGUUACUCUCGUAAACAAACUUUUCCACGUCACAUAUCUGUACACAAAGACGUAAGAUCGUAACACUUACGAUGCGAAUGGCUGGCAUCCAUCAGACUUAUCCAUAAUUGAACCAUUUUCUAAAAUUUGUUAAAUAUACGUGUCAAGGCACUUGAUCGAUGCUCGUAUCUUGUAUAAAGCGGCUAAAUUAAUCAACGGCUCGAUUGUCACGGGCUAAACUGUUAAGGGGUUAAUUUAGUAUUACCUUUGCAUGAAGACUACGUUCCAAAACAAAAAUUACAAGAUUUUUCAAAGUUACACAUCGUUUCAUAAGACGAACAAAGAGAGAACUUUUCUAAAUUUCUCGCUCGUUGAUGAAAAAUAAAUUUACCUUGUGUGGGAGUAACGUGAUGAAGCAUCUACGUAGGCGCAGACCAUGUCCCACGGACACAUACCUAUGAGACACGGCUUUAAUCUCUCGAAUCCGCUUUAGAAUUCUAUUCUAAGAGACGUACGAUCUCGCUCCCGUAGAAGUGGAUGCGUCGCGUUCUCCUCGAACAAUACGAGUCGCCAUAAUUCACGCUUUGCUGUCUCCCUUCCGAGUUCGUAUGAAACAUGUGUCGAUAUUAGUGACACUUGGAUAUCGGUUUGUCUCUCGGCUCAUCUGCGUGCGCUACACGAACACAUCGCGUAGAAGCGUGGAAACCAUCGGAAGAAGAUUCACUAUAUUCGAGACUUGGAAUAGACCUUCAAGGCUACGAAUCCUUAUCGACAGCCUUAACCCUUUCGUGCGUUGUGUGUAACACCGUAAGAACGAUGAAAGAAUAAAAAGCGGAGAUGGGUCACUAGAAACCUGAAAACCGCUCGAAAAUCGAAACCAUGUGCCAUUUCCCGUGAUUCGAAACUCUCAAAACCCAGGUAAACGAUAAUUCGCCUAAAUAACUUGUGAAAGCAUUAUUUCAAUUCGAUCGAGUUUGUGUUUAAACACAUGGACUCAUGUCGGGGAAAGAUAAUUUGCGUUUCUCGGGAAGACUUUUUAAGAUUUUUAUUUCCUGCAAGUAAGAUAACCAAGAUAGAUAUUUCUUAGGAAAAAAUGAGAAAAGAUAAAUAUUCCGGGUUACAAUAGUUUCGCGUUUCGAGAGUUUCGAGACCUCGCAGAGUUUCUAGAAAUCAAGUUUCGGCCCAUCUCUAAUAAAAAAUAUUAGCGAUAAGAUAUAAGCUUGCGAAUGAAUGGCAUGUUUGGAUUGUACAAUAAGUUUGUUCGUGGUGGUUAAAGACCAUUGAUUUAGAGUAUAAGUAUUAAGAAGAAGAGAUAUUAUUUUUGUAAAAGCCGAGCGUGUAAGGACAGAGAACGAUGGUUAUUCGACUGUGAUACAAGGGUUAAUUAUUUUUAUCUUCGCGGUCCGAGAGGAGGCGCGCGUUAUUCCAAGAGACGGAGGACAUAUCGCUCGGAAAUAAAGCUGAGGAAAUCCCCUUCCUACCUAGGCCAGUUCUUCUUUAUAAGUACAGAAGCUUAUAUCGCGUAUAUGCCUAUUUACCAGAUAUAGAUUAUAUUUACACGCACCGAAUGAUAUUACUUUUCUAUCAACCUUUUUUUGUACGUUUUUACUUGAGAUUAAUGCGAAUAAACGUAUUACUUUCUUGACAAUCGAAUCAGUUCCUUGCCUUACUCCUCAAGAGUUCUCUUUAACUUGAACUUUUAAUUUCUCUCUUCGUCCGACAUCGAUAAAUUUCUUCUUUCGCUUUCGCAUUUAUCACUGGACGACGUCGUCUGUCGAGUUCUAACGUCUUGCCGAGAGAAAAAGUGGCUUCGAGUUUCAAGGGUUUGCGACAACGAGAUUCACGAUCGACCGGUUACGGUGAAUCGCGAGACAUGCAAGGGAAUCGAUGUUGUAAAACGAUGGUAAACGGUUUGUCGUUUGA
Messenger RNA from Bombus pyrosoma, 5167 nucleotides. It is a transcript of the gene Skeletor, whose product is annotated as protein Skeletor, isoforms B/C. The transcript has 7 exons. The record is from RefSeq and is a predicted model, not a curated record. Lineage: Eukaryota; Metazoa; Arthropoda; Insecta; Hymenoptera; Apidae. The coding region runs from base 157 to 1704 and encodes 515 amino acids.